ACCCAAACAAACUCCCCCCGUUCGCCGACAUCCUACCUCGAGGCGUGUAGUGGAGAUGAACACCCCCGCAUCGUCCUACGUCUCAAGCUCAUCGACUGAGGCAGACCUUCACAGUUCAAGUCCACCAGACACACCCAAGAGAGCGUACAAGUCCCACCAAGCCGUAAGGAACACAUACGGACGCGCCAAGCCCAUCUCCACAUUCGAUACACCUUCUUCAACAGAUCCAUGGACGACUUAUUCCGGCAACAGCAGCAAUAUGGGAUGCAACGGUGAUAGUCCUCUGCAGCGUAGAACCCGGCUCUCCGGUGCAUUUGCAGAACUGUCGACAUCUAGUCCGUCGCACACGUCGCAUACCCGGACGGGAGCACGUUCGCUGAUGGAGAAACUGGAGCGGGCGAAACUCGAUCUGCACAGUGACAGUGACAGUGAUGACAAGGUCAAUGCCAAUGGUUCUGGCAGGGGUAUGAGAUUGAGAUCCUUGCAUAUGCGGAAGAAAUCUCUAGACAAUGAUGAAGACGAUGGGAAUAUCUUUCUGGCAGCGGAUUCAAAGGCCAGGACACGGGAACAUCGUCCGCAGGAUCAAGCUCGGGAUCGAAAUGGAUCUGUGAGGGACGACCACGACGAGACGACCAAGGAUCAAGCAUUAACAGCACAGGCGCAGACGCCCUCGAAACGGAAACGUGAGGUCGCGGUGAAGGUCGUCGUUCCUGCUGUAGGAAAGAGUCUGCGCGCAAGGGGAGGUGCUGAUAAUGAAGAGUCGUUGAGUCAACUGUCUCCGAGGUCUUUGUCUUCGUCUUCGUUAUCGUCAUGGUCGUCGGCAUGUUCGCAAUCACCGCCAGGAUCACCAGGUCAGAGAAUUAGCAGCAAACGGAGUCGUUUAACCAGCGCAUCUUUGGACUCAUCGGCCAGUUCGUCCCAGAAACCUAAACAAAGAUCCAGCGUAUCGAUUUCGGACACCAGGGAUGAUGCCGAGGCAGAGAAGCGACCACUGCAGUCGCAGCAGCAGACAACCCUGAGCGCAUUCUUUAUGCCCAAGGCCAGCAAGGGCACCGGGAUUUUGAAAGCACGGACUGGAGCUCAUAUCCCAACUACACACUCUGAUGCAACAGCAGUAUCCACAAAAUCAGCCUCCUCACCCAGCUUAAAAGAUCCACAGCCCAAGAAGCUCGAGCAGUUGUUUCUCGCGUUCACCAAAGACCGGACAAAAUCCGCCAUCCCUACCUCCUCAUCAACACCGCCCAAAGGACCGUCUUCUUCGCGAGCAGCACCCCGACGUCUGCAGAGGGAGGACGAGAAAUUGGCACGGUACCAUUGUCCGCAAUGCAAAAUGCCCUAUGUGUGUGGGCAGCCCGAGGACGAACAAAUCCAUGAGCGGUACCAUCGUGGGGUUAUGGGCGGGAUCGAUUAUCCGGUAUAUAAGCAUGAGGUCGUCGUGGCAACCUUUAGCGAUUUUGAGAAUGAGUCGUUUGGAGGGGGUAGAGGUGGUAGAAGGAGCAGUGGUGGAGGCACAGGGAACGCGAGAGGGGAGAUGGGGAUGGCGUACUCGAGGAUUGUUAUGGUAUCGAUGUCGGAUGCGGGAAGAACGACGACGUCGUCGUCCUCACCGGCUGCUUCGUCGGGUUCCGGGUUUGAGAAACGAAAGGUGCUGGAGGUGCUUCAGGUGGUGAACAAGGAGCUGGGAUCUGUGGACUUUGACCCCGAGAAGCUGGACUCUUGCAAGGUGUUUUUGUAUAUCUCCAGCAAGAAGAAGGCGAUUGGGUGCUUGGUAGCAGAACGGAUCAAACAGGGCUUUGAGAUCUUGUCCUCGGCGGAAACCAUCACCACCGCCCCUGCUACGCCUUCUGGAUCUUCAUCUUCUCCCUCGUCGACAACGACAUCGACAUCAACAUCGACACCGAUAUCUUCAGAUGCCAAUGACAGCGGCAAUAAUGCAGAUACAACAACACUAACGACGCUCAUGACUCCGUCCGAGCUCAAGCCAAGGGCAGGGACUGAUGACGGAGGAUCGGCGGUGUUCUGUAGCAUCGAACCCCGACCUGCGAUCUGUGGGAUCAACCGGAUCUGGGUCUCGGAGCAAAACCGGCGCCAGAAGAUUGCGAGCCGAUUGUUGGAUGCGGUCCGGGAACGGUUCAUCUAUGCCUGUAAGCUCGAACAUAAGGAUCUGGCGUUCUCGCAACCGACAGGUGAUGGCAAGGCCCUGGCUAGGCAGUACCUUGGAACCGACAAGUUUUUGGUCUAUGUAGAGUGAACAUUUGGGAGAGUAGCUUGAGCCAUUGCGUCGUUUGUUGCGUUACUGG
Molecule: messenger RNA, 2300 nt
Organism: Gamsiella multidivaricata
Lineage: Eukaryota; Fungi; Mortierellomycota; Mortierellomycetes; Mortierellales; Mortierellaceae
Exons: 3
Coding region: 56-2251 (731 amino acids)
Biological process (GO): mitotic sister chromatid cohesion
Cellular component (GO): chromatin; nucleus
Molecular function (GO): protein-lysine-acetyltransferase activity
Source: RefSeq, a predicted model, not a curated record